AUGUCUACAUCUGUCAUUACUCCUUCCACAGGACAGAACCGUUGGAACCACCUCCAUAAGGUCUUAUCUAAACCUGGCCCUUUCAGUGAUGAAGACUGGGUCCCGGGACAGGACACAAUCAAUGCCCUAGAGUCCUCCAAAAUCUUCGGCGCUGGUGGACUGGGCUGUGAGAUUUUGAAGAAUCUUGCACUUUCGGGAUUCAAAGAUAUCCAUGUUAUUGAUAUGGACACUAUCGACAUUUCAAAUCUCAACCGACAGUUUCUCUUCCGACAAGCAGAUAUUGGCAAACCAAAAGCAGAGGUUGCUGCUGCCUUUGUGGAAAGGCGGGUCAAAGGAGUGAAAAUCACACCUUAUGUUGGCAAGAUCCAAGACAAAGAUGAGGAUUACUACAUGCAGUUCAAGAUCAUUAUCUGCGGUCUCGACAGUAUUGAAGCCCGUCGCUGGAUUAACUCCACCCUGGUUGGAAUGGUUGACCUCGAAGACCCGGAGAGUCUGAAGCCAUUGAUUGAUGGUGGAACCGAAGGUUCGUGGCUAUCUGCUCGGGGACAGGCUCGUGUGAUACUGCCAACCCUUUCAUCGUGUAUCGAGUGCCAGCUUGAUAUGCAUGCUCCUCGACCCGCUGUGCCCCUUUGCACAAUUGCUACAAUUCCUCGCCAGCCACAACAUUGCAUUGAAUGGGCUCACCAGAUUGCAUGGCAAGAGAAGCGCAAAGAUGAUACUUUUGAUAGUGAUGACAUGGAACACAUUUCCUGGAUCUACAAUACUGCUCUGGAACGAUCCCACCAAUUCCAUAUCCACGGCGUGACCUUUCAAAUGACCCAGGGAGUUGUGAAGAAUAUUAUUCCAGCAAUUGCAUCCACGAAUGCUGUAAUUGCAGCAUCGACAACCUCCGAGGUGCUUAAGAUUGCAACAUCUUGCAACCCUUACCUGGAGAACUACAUGAUGUACGCCGGCGAAGAGGGUGUUUACACCUACACUUUUGAAGCGGAAAAAAAGGCAGAUUGUCCCGUAUGUGGUAAUCUUGCUCGCAAUAUGAAUGUUGACGCGAACAUGACAUUGGGUGACUUUAUUGACAGCCUCGGCGAGAAAGCCGAGGCCCAAUUGAAGAAGCCCAGCAUGCGCACAGAAGAAAAGACCCUCUACCAGCGUUUCCCACCGCAGUUGGAGGAACACACGAGACCCAAUCUACAGCUCAAGCUACGCGAGCUUGUAGAGGAUGGACAGGAAAUUGCAGUCAGUGAUCCAGCAUACACCAUUGACUUCCGGUUCCGCCUGCACUUCAAAUAA
Molecule: messenger RNA, 1287 nt
Organism: Penicillium malachiteum
Lineage: Eukaryota; Fungi; Ascomycota; Eurotiomycetes; Eurotiales; Aspergillaceae
Product: NEDD8-activating protein UBA3
Exons: 5
Coding region: 1-1287 (428 amino acids)
Biological process (GO): protein neddylation
Cellular component (GO): nucleus; cytoplasm
Molecular function (GO): NEDD8 activating enzyme activity
Source: RefSeq, a predicted model, not a curated record